Molecule: messenger RNA, 3383 nt
Organism: Coturnix japonica (Japanese quail)
Lineage: Eukaryota; Metazoa; Chordata; Aves; Galliformes; Phasianidae
Gene: LGI2
Product: leucine rich repeat LGI family member 2
Biological process (GO): inhibitory synapse assembly
Molecular function (GO): protein binding
Source: RefSeq, a predicted model, not a curated record
CUCUGAGGCCUCCUGAAGUGACGCUUUUCUUGGUGACGAGGAGGCAGUGGUGGCUGCUGGUGGUCUUUAUAUCUACACGCACCUUUUGCAGUGCCCUGUCGUGCCCUCCUGCAGUGAUCUUUGGACCAGUGCCUGCCGAGCAGCACCAUUAAUAAAUGACACUUCUGUUACUUCAUUGUCUGCUCACAUCUGAGUCUGUCUGCCAGAACCUCUGGGAAACUGCUGGUAACUUUUGAAUGUUCUUCAACAAGGACAGAGGACACGGAGCUCCUGAGCUCCCACCAACAGCUGUGGGAAGAAGAGAUGCCAUCAGUCCCAGCUGAGGGACAGGCAAUGAGCAAGAACCCUGCUGCCCACCCAGGAGCCUCGUGAACGGGACCUUCUCCGAAGUCAAGGACAGGAUGUUCUCCCACUUGCCCUCCCUGCAGCUGCUCUUGCUGAACUCGAACUCCUUUACUGUUAUACGAGAUGAUGCCUUCGCUGGUCUCUUCCAUCUAGAAUACCUAUUCAUUGAAGGAAACAAAAUAGAAACCAUAUCGAGAAAUGCAUUUCGUGGCCUUCGAGACCUGACCCACCUUUCUUUGGCCAAUAACCAUCUGAAAACUCUGCCAAGGGAUGUCUUCAGUGAUUUAGAUUCUCUAAUUGAACUAGAUUUAAGGGGAAAUAAAUUUGAGUGUGACUGCAAAGCCAAGUGGUUGUUUUUGUGGUUAAAGAUGACAAAUUCCACUGUUUCUGAUGUCCUGUGUAUUGGUCCAGCAGAAUAUCAGGAUAAGAAGUUAAAUGAUGUGACAAGUUUUGAUUAUGAAUGCACCACUACAGAUUUCGUUGUUCACCAGAUUUUGCCCUACCAGUCAGUGUCAGUGGAUACAUUCAACUCUAAAAACGAUGUGUUCGUAGCCAUUGCACAGCCCAGCAUGGAGAACUGCAUGGUGCUUGAGUGGGACCAUAUUGAAAUGAAUUUCAGGAGUUAUGACAACAUCACAGGUCAGUCCAUAGUGGGAUGCAAAGCCAUUCUUGUUGGUGACCAAGUCUUUGUGGUGGUGGCACAGCUCUUUGGUGGCUCACACAUUUACAAGUAUGAUGAGAGCUGGACAAAGUUUGUCAAAUUCCAGGAUAUUGAAGUAUCUCGCAUUUCCAAGCCAAAUGAUAUAGAGCUUUUUGAGAUAGACAGUGAAAUGUUCUUUGUCAUAGCAGAUAGCUCCAAAGCGGGUUUGUCAACAGUGUACAAGUGGAAUAACAAAGGAUUUUACUCAUAUCAGUCCCUUCACGAGUGGUUCAGGGACACCGAUGCUGAGUUUCUUGAUAUAGAUGGGAAAUCACAUUUGAUCCUCUCUAGCCGCUCACAGGUUCCCAUUAUACUCCAGUGGAACAAAGCUUCAAAGAAGUUUGUCCCGCAUGGUGAAAUCCCCAACAUGGAAGAUGUUCUGGCUGUGAAGAGUUUCAGGAUGCAAAACAACCUGUACAUAACGCUCACAAGAUUCAUUGGGGACUCCAGAGUUAUGAAAUGGAAUAGCAAACAGUUUGUGGAGAUCCAGGCUCUUCCAUCCCGAGGAGCCAUGACACUGCAGCCCUUCUCCUUUAAGAAUAAUUACUACCUAGCCCUGGGAAGUGACUAUACCUUCUCCCAGAUAUACCAAUGGGAUGAUGAAAAAAAGCUCUUUAGGCUGUUUAAAGAAAUCUACGUGCAAGCACCACGUUCUUUCACAGCUGUGUCAACGGAUCGAAGAGAUUUUUUCUUUGCCUCUAGUUUUAAAGGAAACACACAAAUAUUUGAACAUAUCAUCAUUGACUUGAGUUUAUGAAGAGCUGCUGGAAUGAAAUUCCUGUAGAGUGACAUUUAUAUACGAGCAAAACAGGGACCUUUCCAAGAACAGGGUGCACCUAUGGAUUAUGUUGACAUUUUCUGAACUUUUAAAACUUGCAUAUUAAUCAGGGAGUGCGUUUGCUUGAUUACUGCAUGACACGUCUGUUUUAUCUCUUUCAAAGACACUUUGCAACCUGCAGCCAUUCAGAGGAGAGUGCAGUGUGUUAGGAUCCAUUCUGAUAUCUCAGAGAAUGGUCUGAAUUCUACCCAGGAAGAUUGAGCAUUGCUUGGAGAAAGGGACAAGGAAGCCGUAGCAUUCCUGUGCCAAAGCGCAAGAAAUGCUUUUGAGUCUUCAACUAACAUCUCAGUAAAGGUUUCAAGAUUAGAGGCAGUUCUUUAUGGUUGCUGAUGAAUUGUAAAAGCUUGAGCUCUGUUCUCAAAGUCUGUGUCUAUUUGUGUUUCUAGCAAGACCAGGAGGUUUUAACUCACUGCAGAUUAAACGGAAAGUCAAAAUCUGUUACUAUCUUUCUUUGUUUAAUCACUGAUUCAGCAACAAAUUGUGCGUAGCAAAUAGCUCAGCCCAGAGUACGUGGGUGGCCAGGAAAUAAAGGUAUGUCGCUUCCAGACUGUGUGAUCUUAACAAGUUAAUAUGGACAGAAAGUAACAGAGGUCUGGUUGGUGUCAUGAAUGAAAAGACUGCAGAUUGAGUCCACUUUGUGUCCUAAUAGGCAUUCCAGAAUGACUUAAUUCACUCUCUUCUUGAUGGUCCCAGUAGAUUCUGGGGUGCAUUAGCAAGAAAAUUAGUUGACUUAUUCUUCCAUGAGGCACAGCUUAAACUGAGUCUGUAACAUACGUUCACAUUCGCCGUGCUGCAGCUCAUCUCUACACAGUGAGAUGAUUUAUUCUCCAGAGCUCUUCCUCCAGCACAGCUCACAAGCAAUAAGUUCAAGUUUCAUUCAUCACAAGCUGUAUCUGGGGAGUCCUCCUGGCUGAGCACCAGGUAUGACUUCAAUAUCACCAAAUCUUUUGAAACCAAAUUAGCCAGAGCUGUUCCAAGCUAGAGUGUUUUCUGCCUCCAAGAUGAAGAGUUUCCUCUUGGUGACUCCAGGCUUUUGCCGGGUUGCCACGCUGCUGAAGGUCUUGCAGGUUAAACAGUUGGAUAUGAACAGACCUUUUCUUUUUUCCAUGUGUAGAUGAUGCUUCUUUAUGUUCUCAUGUCGUGUAGCUUACCAAGUUAUUUUCUCAUGAAUUUUGCUGCUGCAUUUCUGCCUUGGAGACUUGGUGCAAAGGAAGCAGAGCAAACAAAGCUGUUGUUUGUUCUUCCAUCUUUGGGAGCAUCUCACCAUCUCUGCUGUGUGAGUUUGACGUUUUUGCCUUGGACAUGAAACGUGGCUUAUUACCAAAAACAGAGAUGUUCUCACAGGUUUUCCCACAUCCAUGUUGAACAGUGCUGCGGAUGAGGAUUGUGCCGAAGGGCUCCCACGAGAAGUCACAACCCAGCAGUGACCUGGGAUAUCACAGCCUUCUCCAAGUUUUGCCUUGCUGCUGUGAAAUAAAGUGUUAUUACUGGCCUGUCAGA